ACAGCAGACUGCCCAGUGCCCAGUUCAAAACCAAACAAAACACUGACGGCUGUUUUGUUUUGAUGUGCAACAUGAGAUAACGAUUAAUCUCGCUGUCAUAUUCCGUAGGAUACUUACUAAGCUAAUCUGGUUAUCUCAUAAAUCUUAGCAGAUACCUGCCGGUAGUUUUCAAGUCGCUGAGAAGAAAUAUUAUGUUUCUUCUGCAAUGGGUACCAAAAUAUUCAGUAUUGCUCUAGUGGUUGCAUUUGCUGCCAUCAUAAUAAAUACCUACAUGAAAAAUAAGGGAGAGACAAGAUAUAUGUUUCAUGCAGAAUGGUACGACCCAGUGUCAGCAACUAUAAAGAAAUUCCAUUUGAGUUUCUUCCCACGGGACAAAUCUGUAGAAAUGUAUGACCUGAGGGCACAGCGGUUAUUUUUGAAGAGGUUCCAGGUAGAAGGGAUUGAUGAGAGAGAUCUUUACCUUGGAAAUACUAUUGUAAUUUUAUCAAGACAACUCAAGAUUAUAGACUAUGCUGAUGCUUCCACCAGAGAGCUCAUUAGUGCUAGAAGGCAGAGAACUUUUGCUAUGGUUAAACCAGAUGCAGUACACAGACUAGGUGAAGUUAUUGAUGUCAUACAAAGCAGAGACUUUGAGGUCAGCCAGAUGAAAAUGGUUCAGCUUUUGAGGUCUCAGGCAGCUGUUUUUUACAGAGAACAUGAAGGCAGGCCUUUCUUUGAGCCUCUACUGGAUUACGUAACAAGUGGUUCAGUUGUUGCAAUGGAGUUGAUCACCACAAAUGCUGUCAAGAGAUGGAGGGAAACAUUAGGUCCUACAGAUUCAGAGGUUGCAAGACAGGAUGCCCCAGACUCGAUAAGAGCUAAGUUUGGAAAAGAUAAGCAGAGUAAUGCAGCUCAUGGAUCAGAUUCUGAUGUUUCAGCCACAAGAGAAAUUGAAUUCUUCUUCCCUUCAUCAAAAAUGAAUAGUGCAUUAGUGCCAGAGACAACUGCAAGAUUUGUUAAUAACACUUGUUGUAUUAUCAAGCCUCAUGCUAUUGCUGCUGGUAACUUAGGUGGCAUCCUUCGAGCAAUAACAGAAGGAGGGUUUGACAUAACAGCUCUUCAAAUGUUUCGUAUGGACAAGAUUCAGGCUGAAGAAUUUUUAGAAGUUUAUAAAGGAGUUGUAAAUGAAUAUCCAGGUAUGGUCCAACAGUUGAUAUCAGGUCCUUCAGUUGCUCUAGAAAUACAGAGCAUUCAUGGGGCUGAGACACCUGUGAAGUUCAGGGAAUUUGUUGGACCAGCAGACCCGGAUGUGGCGAGAGAACUGAGGCCAAAUAGCUUAAGAGCUCGAUUUGGUGAGGAUAAGAUAAAGAAUGCAUUACAUUGCUCAGAUCUUCCAGACGAUGGUUCUCUUGAGGUUGAAUAUUUCUUCAAAAUUCUUCAAUGAAAGUUGCUUGCUUGGCAUGAAGUUCAAAACUUAAUGCUGUACAGUAUUGUUUACAUACUCAUCCCACCUCAGAUUCCCCGAGAGACAAUUUCAUUGUAUGCGAAGUUUAGUCUUAUGUAAAGUGUACUGCUCUUCAUCCAAAGGUAAUGUAUGUAAUUUAGUUCUCUUUGUUUAAGAAUUCACUGUAUAUAGACUUGAUAAUUUGCACAGACUCCAUAAUUUAUUGGUUAUUAAUCUCUUGAAACUUAGGUUAUUCCUGUGUAUCAAUUUAGUCUUAAAAGGUACAUUGUUCUUUCUACAGGUAUUAGUCCUUUAGUCCAGCAUUAAUGGGACCAAUUAGGUGUCAGUGAUGUACCAGCUGGUGGCCACUGAAAAAUAUACCUUAAAAAUGUUUUAAAUAUAUAUCAGUCUAAGUAUAUCAUUAGGCCUUAAUGCAUUUCUAAUCACAGAAUAAUUUUCAAAUUAGCAUAAUAUAUAUAAAACCAUUUGCCGUAUAUUUCCGUCUAUAAGACAACUUUUAAAUCUUAAAAUUCAAUCAUAAAAAUUUGGAGUCAUCUUUUACUACCAUUCUAAAAAUCAAACCUUGAAUUCUAAGUUUUGUUUAAUGGUAGGCUAGCCUUGGCCUCUGUGCCAUAACCAUUGAUUCACAUCAUGAAAUAAACUGAUAAUAGAACCAUUUUUACCAUGUAUAUUAUUGGCAUAUUCGAGAAAUAAUUCCAUAUCAAUGAAAUCAACUUUUCUCAAUGCAAGCCCAGCUGUGAAAAUGUAAACAUCGGGUUAUGGCUACACUCGCAGAAACAUUUAUCUUUCAGUAACCUUUCAAAAUUUUAAUGGUAAUGUGAUUACAGUAGUAUGUAGUAAGAUUUAUGGUAACAUAAUAUUCAUUUUCAUAAAAAAUUCAUAUAAUUUUGAUGAAAUAACAUAAUUUUGCUUCACAGUCAACUUUUUACAACAAUUCGGUCAUACAAAUGGUAAUUAUGUAUGAUAAUUAUUGUACAUUAGACUAAUCUCUUUUCCAAUAUCUCUUUAGCCCAUCUUUUAGUUAAAUAAGUUAAAAAGUAAAAGAGACUGAUAAAUGUAUCGUUAGUAAUACUAUACUUGUUGUGUAAACGCAUACAGCCAUAAACAACCAAUUGAGAAAAAGCUGUUUUGCUUUGAACAACCGAAUUGGUAAAUAACCAUUUCAAUCAUUGUAUGAUAGUAAAUAAUUACCGUAUUUAUAUUAAAAAUGGUGUUAAGUAGAAUAGGACUGAUACAUUUUUACAUUACAGUACUCUAUACCGGUAUUCACUAUGGAGAAAAGAUCAGCAAGGAAAUAGCAUACUUAUAAAUUGAAGCUGCAUGUUGUAGCUUUAGCUGAGAAAACAAUGUUCAAGCUUUUAAUGACUAUAAAUUAUUGUGCUUUGGCAACUGAGAUGAAACUCCCCUAAACUUUGUCAUGCUAUGAAAUUCGACCGUAAAUUAGAUUGGAGAGAAAAGUAUUUUAAUCAGAGUUACUGGGCAUGAAAGAACACAUUUUACUUGUGUUUAACGUGUAUGGCAGAUGGGACAAAAUUUUCCCCCAUGGUUAUUUUAAAUAGAAAUUGAUGCUAAACAAAAAUUCCCAAAUGGUAUCAUUGUCCACUUUCACAAAAACUUAAACAAUGCAAAUUGUACAUGAUUAUUAUACAUGUUUAUAUUUUAUAAUACAAUAGAAAUAUGAAAAUAACAUACAUACAUACCUUAUUGGGUAUAGUGAAAUAAAGCAUAACUUUUUCAAAGAUCCAUGGAAAAAGUGCAUAUUUAUUAUGUUUGUAUUUUAUACUACAAUACUAAUAUAAUAUAUGAAAAUUACAUAUGCUAAUUUUAUGUCUUGUGUAUGAUGCAACCUCCUUAAAAUUAGCUUCAAAAUUAAAUCUUCAAAAGUUGCAUAUGUAAGUAUAUAUUACAGUAACCAAAAGCUAGCCUAUACACAGAUGGUUUUUUUUAAUUUAGUAGUCAUCUUAUACUACAGAUAUGAGAUAAAUUCAUGAGAAUAUACGGUAAUUGAUUUUGAAAAUAUGAAUGCUAAAGCUAUAUGCUAAAUGACUGAAGAAAUUUUUUUUUUUUUUUACAUAGCAUUGGUUUACUUACUAUCCAUAUCAUCAGUGAAGUCUAAACCUAUAUUUUUUCUUUGAUUACAGUAGAAUACUAGAAAUUUCAUGAUUAUUUGGUCUUACCUAAUAAAACAGUAUAUACAAUAUACAUACUUUAGUACUCAUGAACAACUGUACUUAAUAUAAGCUCUCACACUGCCUAGUCUAAGAGUAGACGGCUUCUGGUGUAGAGAAAGUGACUUGUAGUGAAGAUUCCAGUAAUAUUUUGGUUUGAUUUUUAACAGUGAAAUGCUAAAUAACUAUUCAAAUUUUGAAAAUAUGAUAGAUUCAUGAAUUGUCAAUAAAAAAAAUGAAGUAGAACAUUGCAAGAGUAUAUUAAUGUUACAGAAACUAUUAAGUAACUUUAUUGGGUAUGUGGAUCAUGUUUCAGUUCAUUUUGCUAGUAUCCAAAGAAUUUUAGAUUACAGUUUUAUGAAUAUUAGAAUAUGUACACUUAAUAGUUGGUGGAGCAUUGUGUAUUAUUUUCAUCAUUUGGUAUCUAGUAUGGGAUAAGACAUUACAUGUUUAAACAUAAAACUGGCAUCACUUUAUUAUAGUGCAUGCAAACGUGACUUUGACCAGCUAAGUUUUUAUCAUUAAGUAGUCUAACUCUCAUAAAGCAGGCCUGACCAGAGUUUAUGGCAUGUUACAGACAUGCUGUACACAUUUCUAAGGUAUUUUAUUUUAUUAUGUAAUUAUUGAUGAUUAAAAAAAAUUUAAUGCCUAAUAUUAAUUUUACCACAACAUGAUACAUUGCACUACUGCUUUUAGUAGUGCAAAAUUCAAGCUACCAGAGGCAUUUUCAUUUUUUUUGUUUAAUACAACAGUUUGGUAAAGUGCUGGACCGCUAGCUUUAAUCUGGAAUGGGACUUUUAACUAAAUUGCCAUAGCUGUAGGUUUGCCAAACUAUAGGAUGCUGGAAUGAUGGACUUAUACUGUAAUUAUUUUCUGUUCAAAUGCUGCAGCCCAAUCAUUUUAAUAUGACAGCAUUUGUUGUUGAUCAAUGAAAAAUGCUAAUUGCUCCAAGGCAUUGGUCCAGAAUAAGAGAAUGUAGAUAAUAUGGUACUAUAUCCUUUUGUAAUUACUUUUCUUAGGCCAUACCUGUAAUAAGCUAUCAUUGCAUCAUGUAAUUGUUACAGAAGAUUCAAAAUGUAUGAAGAUUUAAAAUGUAUGGCUUCUGUAUUUGUGUUUGUUGAUCAUGGCAGUUUUAAGAUUAUAAAGUGAGGAACUAAGUCAGACUGGGAAAUUUAUAAAGGGUAAAAACUUUAGAAUUAAUAGAGAUCUGUUUCUCUUUUUGUAUUAUUAACUUCUUUCAUGAUUCUAUUUUUGUUAGUAAAAUUUACUGUUUUGAUGUGCUCUGCAGAAAUGCCUGUAUAUGCUGUUGAACAUUAUGUAUUUGGUUGUACAUAUACUGUUUACUAUUGAUAUUUGCUUUUGAUAUUAAAGAAAUAUGAGUUUC
Molecule: messenger RNA, 4996 nt
Organism: Macrobrachium nipponense
Lineage: Eukaryota; Metazoa; Arthropoda; Malacostraca; Decapoda; Palaemonidae
Gene: nmdyn-D7
Product: nucleoside diphosphate kinase 7-like
Exons: 11
Coding region: 206-1423 (405 amino acids)
Biological process (GO): CTP biosynthetic process; GTP biosynthetic process; UTP biosynthetic process
Cellular component (GO): centrosome
Molecular function (GO): ATP binding; nucleoside diphosphate kinase activity
Source: RefSeq, a predicted model, not a curated record